Molecule: messenger RNA, 984 nt
Organism: Psilocybe cubensis
Lineage: Eukaryota; Fungi; Basidiomycota; Agaricomycetes; Agaricales; Agrocybaceae
Exons: 1
Coding region: 1-984 (327 amino acids)
Source: RefSeq, a predicted model, not a curated record
AUGUACAUUCCAACGCGUCCGACGCUUCCAAUUGAGCUCCUCGAUGAUAUUGUUAGCACAGCAUGGGGUGUCGUUGACGCACAGAGCAUCUCUCGUAUCGCGCUCACGUCGCACGUAUUCCAUUCUCUCGUCAACAAGUGCCGCUUUGGACACCUAAUCCUACACCGUACUGGAGCAUCUCACGACGUGGAGCACACCGGGAGGAAAAUGACAAGGUUGGCGGAUCUCGUUCGGAGUGGUCGCGCUCAUGAGCGGUUGCCGAACCUAUGUUCAUUUGUAACGACCUUUGAGGUGGAGUUGAUUGGUUUCCGAGACCUCAUUAUGCCCACUCUUGAGGACGGAAAUUUUGCGUAUAUUCUAGAUAAUUUGUUCCGGGCCAAUGACCCACCUGAUGAUUAUGUUCAAUCUUCGUCAAUUUACUCUCUAUCGCUCUAUGUGUACCGUAAACGAAGGCAACCUGCUGAUUCUGACCUACCACGGUACGAUGACUCGGAGGGCGAUGCGUACGAGGGCCUGGCGUGGGAGUCUCUCGAUCCAGUUCUUAAACGGGCACUGGAGAAUAUCCUCCGCUUUUCAAGACUAAAUCGAUUAUGCCUAAACGUGAUGCGCAGAUUACCUCGAGAUUUCUUGCGACAUUCCGGGAUCAAACAUCUUUUUCUUCGUCGGUGCUCCAUAUCAUAUUCACCUUUACGCCCUUACAAUGAUUCAGACUACUCCGGAGAUGGCGACUGUAUAUUACAGCUGGAGUCACUGGACAUUGAUGGGUCUGUUUCUUGUGUUGACAUAGAACAGAUAGUUGCUUGCCACGUAACCACCCUAUCAGUCAAAUCCCCGAUGUCAAUCCUUCCAGUACUGACAAAGCUGGCAAUGGAUAUUACAUGCCAUGAAGAAUUCAGGGAUUUCAACGAAAUCCUUGAGCAGGCGCCUUCCCUACGAGAGUUGUCUGUCGGAUUAAAAAUGACGCAAGGUAUUUUAUUUGCUUGA